Cygnus atratus (black swan) is the source of this 5786-nucleotide messenger RNA. RefSeq names its product transcription activation suppressor (gene TASOR). Gene Ontology annotation, cellular component: heterochromatin; nucleoplasm. The transcript is spliced from 23 exons. The coding region runs from base 191 to 4801 and encodes 1536 amino acids. Gene Ontology annotation, molecular function: chromatin binding. The record is from RefSeq and is a predicted model, not a curated record. NCBI's taxonomy places the organism in Eukaryota, Metazoa, Chordata, Aves, Anseriformes, Anatidae. Gene Ontology annotation, biological process: negative regulation of gene expression, epigenetic; protein localization to heterochromatin.
GCCCCGCCCGCUCCGUGCCGUCGCGACCGCCAUGUUAGAGAGCGGGGAGGGGGCGGUGGGGCUGCCAUAAAGCGAGCGGGUGGGGGGGAGCGCUGGCGGCGGGCGGCGCAUGGCGCUGGGCAGGGGCAGGCUGGCGGGGGAGGAAGAGAGGGCGCGGGUUGUCGCGCUGGCUCGUCGGCGAUAGGAGCGAAUGGCGGAUGCCGCGAUCCCCGGCGGUGGCGAGAUGGAGCUGGAGCUGGAGCAGCAGCAGCGGCCGGAGAAGAGCGGCGCGGGCCUCCUCGGGGCGGAGAGUAACAGAGCGGGAGCCGCCGAGGACGCCACACAAAAUGGCGGACGCUCUGAGGGCAGUGGCGCUGGGGAGGCGCUGCUGGUGGCUGCUGUCGCUGCAGAGGACAAGGGCCCCCCAAACCUCAGCAUCACUAGCGGCAGCCAGCGCAGGAGCAGCGUCUCGGCGGCACCCGAGCAGCAGCAGCCGCCGCCCAGCGAUGCGUUGGGGGGGCCGCCCCCUCUCCCUAAGCCCCCAGAAGACGUGCCUGUUAGGAGGAACUUUCAGAUCCCCAGGAAGAGCAGAGAAAAGAAAGCACUCUUUCAGCCAGUAGCUGUGGGCUCUCGAGAGUUUGAGGAUGUUGUGAAGAUUCUGCAUUCAUCUUACUUGGAACCCGGUUCAGUGUCGAAUUUUAAUUACAAGAGAGCCAGCUUAGUGCACAGUGAACUGUUGGAAAAGGAAUUCACAGAAAAACGCAGAGAGCUGAAGUUUGAUGGUCGCCUAGAUAAAGAGCUUUCUGAAACCUAUGCGUUUCUAAUGGUUGAUCGAUCUCAGAUCCAAAGCAUAUGUGAAAAGGGGCUGCAGGUGGGCCACUCCAAAAUAACAAUUCUUGGCAGCCCUUCCAUGGGUGUGUAUAUCUCCAGGUAUGCUGAUUUAUUGCAACCUAAUCCUCUAGAAGCUGGAGCAACCGGAGAUGUGAUUGUUUUUAAAAUAAUAAAGGGAAAAAUGAAAAGCAUAUAUGACCACAUAGGUAUGAAAACAAUGGAAUCGACAGUGAAGAGUGCAUUAGAUCCAACACCCAAGCAUGAGUGUCAUGUUUCAAAGAAUGCAAAUAAAGUAACCUCCUUGUUGGCUUACCGAGCAUACGAACUUACUCAGUACUAUUUCUAUGAAUAUGGCUUUGAUGAGAUAAGACGAAGACCAAGGCAUGUUUGUCCCUAUGCUGUCGUUUCAUUUACUUACAAAGAUGAAAUGGUGCAAACACCAAAAUUCCUGCCCCCAUCAAGAUCAAACAGCUUCAACACAGAGAGAAGUACAGAUAAAUUUAACUAUACAUUAUGGAGGGGACAGCUCUGGAAUAAAGGCAAACUCCUGUGCCAUGUUUCCUUGAAGUCAGCAGCACGUCCUUUCCUUCCAUGCAAGCUUCCUGAGAAGCUUGAUGUUGAAAAAGUUGUGAGCAUUGACCAACUGAAGAAGAAAAUUUCACCAGCGUUGUUGUAUAAAGAAACUUACCUAGGAGCAAAAGAAGUGUUGAAGAAUGGAAUGUACUGUAGUCUUUAUGAAGUUGUGGAGAAGUCCCGUUCUGGUAGUCACUUGGAGGGAUUACUUCAAAAGCUAGAGAAAGAGAAACUUGUUCUCGUUAAACCACUUCUGGACAGAGGAUUUCUUUUUCUUCUUUCUCCUUGGCAAAUGACAUCCCCUUAUGACCACCAAACUGGACGGUCCCGCAUGUUAAAUGCAUUAUUUCUGUUUCCCGAACCUAGAGGUAUAAUGAGCUCAACACAAAAAAGUGUUCCAUUUGGAACACAGAAAAAUUCAACUACCAUGGUGUUGCACGAAAAUCAGGAGAUCAUUCCAGAAUUCACAAAGUUUAUUCAGUCUCUACAUUUUGCUUUAAUCCAGUCUCGUAAAGACGCUACUGCAGAUUUCAAUACUGUUGUGGAAAAGUAUAUAAAUGAGUAUUUGACAAGAUGCUAUAGUGGCUCUGGAAAAUAUAGAGAAUUUGUAUUAUAUCGGUAUGAAUCACGGUUGGAUGACAAAAAAUUUCUUUAUUCUGCUCCAAAAAAUAAAUCUCAUAUUGACAGCUCCUUGCAAAACUAUAUUUUUGGUUGUGAGGCAUAUCAACUACCUGUUUCUAGAGCUAAGGAAUUGAUGGAGGGAAAUCGGAAACUUCAACAGUUCAGUCCCAUCUCAGAUUAUGAAGCUACAGAAGAAGACUCUGAUUUUGCCAAUGCAAAAAGUGGGAAAAGAAUCCGUGCAAAAUAUGAAGCAACUGCUGCCAAGCGAAAAUUCCCUCAUCACGGAGAUUAUGAUCCUGAUAGACUGAAAGAACUUAUUAACUUAAUCCAAUGUAGGAAAAAAAAUGUAGGUGGAGAUUCUGAUUCCGAAGACCUUAGAAAUAAGAGUGGCCUGAAAAGGAAGCUGGAAAAACAGUCUGAAAAUCUGCGGAAACACUUAAAAAUGAGUGAAGCCUCAGAGAAUAGUUGUCAGUACGAAGGGGGCAGAACCUCGGACUCGCCACAGUCAGUUUUCUCAAUUAUUACUGGUCUUGGUGGACAUGAUACUGACUUGAGGCAGCAAGAUGUUUCCGACCCUGCUGUUACUGACACGCACGGCCUCAUUAAACUGCUUUUAGAAACACUAGCUAGUUCAGGACACAUGGAUUCAUCGUUGGCACGGUCUGUAAAUCAAGCUUUAGGAUUAAACGCUGAUGAAAUUGAAGAGGAUAUGAGACAAAAAUAUGAAUAUGAAUCCAUUCCAGCACAGGACAGAGAUGAUCAUGAGCUUCCUAAUGCUGUUCAGGCUGAAAAUGUUAACUUUAAGGACCCACAGAGCCCUGUGAUGCUGGAAACAGACGCAGCUUGCUUACCCUACCCUAUCGAUGUUGACCUACGGCUUUCAGCUAAUGAAGUAGGCCUUGAACACACACUUCGUUUAAAAGAAGCAAGCACUGGAAGUAUAAGUAGCUUUGAAGACUACAGUCCCUGUCCUAGUACACCUAUAGAACACAUUUAUCGCAGGCAACAUUCCAACUCAAAUAACAUAGGAGAAGUUGGAAUGCACUGGAGACUGAUUCCAAUUACAGGUCUGAAAUCACCAGAAGAACCACUGGUGUUUUUACCACCAAAGGAUGCCUUCCCUAAUGACCCCCGGGUAAUAAAUAGGCAGAGAAGUUCUGAUUAUCAGUUUCCAUACUCUCCAUUUUCAGACACACAAAAGGGGACAGCAGAAGAUGGACUUUGUACAAGACAAGUGGAGAAACUUGAAGAUCAGUGUGGGCUAGCAGAUCAACCUUUUACAACUAAGCAUUCCAUAAGUGCAAUAAUAGAGACUACACUAGUAGAAGAAUAUAAUCUUUUUGCAAAAAAGAUUCAGGAAAUUUUGCAGCAAAAGAAUAUCGCUUAUGUUAGUGGUAUGUCCACACCAGUCUUCUCAGCCCGAGAGAGGAUAAUGAGACUUUCUGAAUACAUUUGUUUACAGGCAUCAGAGAUUUCUGUGCAAGAAUAUAUAGAGACACUGAGUGAAAAACUGCAUAGUGUUAUUUUGUCCUCUUCAAGCGCUAGGCAUACUCCACCAAUUUAUUCUAGUCCUGAAUCAGCAGAAAUAGUUUGUAACGCUGCACUGAAUCCUUCACCCAAGGUGUUACCUGCUUGCAGGGACUCUGACCCAGCAUUACUAUCAGAGCCAUUGUGUAAUAAUGUAAUGGAAAAUGUUGAGUCUAAGGAGCAGCAUUCAGCAAGCUUGCCCUUAGUGAAGGAGGAAAUGGAUCAUGUGAAUGCUAAAACAGAAGAUAUACUGACAUCUGAUCAGACAUCUUCCAGUGGUGAUCUGAUGGGGCAGCCAGAAAAGACACAGAAAUCCGUAGAGAGCUUAAAUAUUUCAAGCCAACCAGCUCUUUCUGAUUUUAUAAGCCAAUUAAAACCUGAAGUAUUUAACAGUUUGGUCAAAAUUAUUAAAGAUGUACAGAAAAACACCGUGAAAUUUUAUAUUCACGAAGAGGAAGAAAGCAUUCUCUGCAAAGAAAUCAAGGAAUAUCUUACAAAGUUAGGUAAUACAGAGUGCCAUCCAGAACAGUUCCUUAAAAGAAGAGCUGAUUUAGAUAAACUGUUGAUAAUUAUUCAAAAUGAAGACAUCGCCAACCUCAUCCAUAAGAUACCUGGCUUAGUAACUUUGAAGAGGCUUUCUUGUGUCAGCUUUGCGGGUGUCGAUAGUUUGGAUGAUGUGAAAAAUCACACUUACAAUGAACUCUUUGUGUCUGGUGGUUUUGUUGUGUCAGAUGAAUCUGUCCUUAAUCCAGAGAGCAUCACAAUAGAUAAACUAAAACAAUUCUUAAAAUUUUUGGAGGAUCUCAAUACACCAGAUGGGAAAUGGCAGUGGAAAGUCCACUGCAAAAUACAAAAAAAACUUAAAGAGCUGGGGAGACUGAAUACUAAUGCCUUGAGUCUGCUGACCCUGCUGAAUACCUACCAAAAGAAGCACUUGGUUGAAAUUCUGUCCUACCACCAUUGUGAUUCUCAAACUCGAAAUGCACCAGAAUUAGACUGUCUUAUCAGGCUUCAGGCGCAAAACAUACAACAGAGGCAUGUUGUCUUCUUAACAGAAAAGAAUCUCAAAACGCUUUCAAAUUAUGCUGAAAAUGGAAUAGUGGUUGCUACUGUUGAUGACUUUAUGCAAAAUUUUAAAAGUCUUGUUGGGUAUCACAACUCUGUUACUGAAGAAAACAGCCUGCCUCCCUCUGAUGCUCAGAAGAGACAAUCAGAUGCUGUUUUGACAUUAACCCCUUUGGAGCUGGGAGUUGGGAUUUCCCAACACUAAACAUGAACACAAUGCGCAGAAGCUUUUAGCAUCGGAGUAACUGGACAUUCACACAGAGGGUUAAGUGUGUAUGUUGAGUAAGUGAACAAGAGUGGCAGAAGACCAAGACUUAAGUGAUAAUGGACUUACAGACCUGAAGCAUAACACUCUGUGAGUAGUGUAUAGCUUUUCUAACAAAAGUUUGUAUUUCAAUAGAAUAGGACUUUCUUUUUUUUUUAAUGUAGUUCUUGUAGAAAACGAUGAAAAGGAUGAGGAGGACAUGUCUCUGGAUUCAGGGGAUGAAGCAUCACAAAUAGAAAUCUGGAAUGAUGCCUCUAAGUAUGAUACAUGUCGCUUGGAAGCUUUGCAGACAGAGGCCAAGGGCUCACAUGGAAUAGAUACAAAAGAAAGCUGUGUAUCAACUACAGAGUUAUCUCCUGAAGCACAAAUUGGUUUGAUGGAAAAGACUUCUAAAAUUGACUUGGAAGAGAUACAGCCAAUUACUCCAGUUUCUACAACAUGUUCUGCUGAAGGAGAAAAACAGAACUCAGUUGAACAAGCUCCUUUUAAUAACUUCCAAGUUUACAGCAGACAAUUAAACAUGUCCCAUCAAUUCAGUCAGUUUAAUGUACUCACUCAUCAGACUUUUCUGGGAACAACAUACCCGAUUUCUGCAAAUCAAAACCAAGAAGGGGGCAAUUAUUUUCUAUCUGCUUACAGUCAGAGCAUGGAUACAGAAAAGUCAUCAUCGCCUGGUGGCUGGGAUAUAAAUUGUGAUUCUUCCAGGCCAUAUUCAAAACAGAAAUAAACUUGUAAGUCUUUUUUAUAAGUUGCUGUGGACUUUUCUGUUUCUAGAAUGGUGGAUUAACAAUUUCUAUUUUAUUCUGGAACAAAAUGUUUCUUGUCCUUUAUCUUAAAUGUUUUCUUGUCUUAUUUAAAACCAUGAUGGCCUGUACCUGUUGGAAGCAUCUGAAAAUUGAAAUAAAUAUAUAUAUUUUUAACAUUU